AUGCAUAAGGCACAGGACGUAAAUCAAUAUGAAAAUAAUGACGAGGAUGAGGACGGGGACGAUGAUGAUGGGAACGGUGAGGCCAGUGGAGGCAAUGUCAUUCGUGGAACGCUGAGCACUGGUGUGAGAGGAGUCUCCGGAGGAACGGCGUUUCUGAAGACAACAAAGGAUGGCAUGUUUUGUUACCAAUGCGCACUUGGUAGAGUUGCGAACAUAUACUGCACCUGUCGCUACUACUACAUUUUGUACAACACCAGGGGCAGCAAUUACAAGAAAUUGGAAGAUAACAACUUCUACUACAAUCGGAGCAUAGUUUUCCGCUCAUCUUCCCGCUCUCCUCCCAGUCCACUCAACCUGCAACCAUAUCAAUCACCUGAGCAACGCACUCACCAACUGCAACACGUACCACUCCCCCUCCCAGUCCCCUCAAACUGCGAACAUAUCAAUCACUCAAGCAACGCACUCACCUACUGCAACACGUACACUGCCGCUCCCAGUCCCCUCAACCUGCAGACAUGUCAAUCACUCAAGCAACGCACUCACCUACUGCAACACGUACACUGCCGCUCCCAGUUCCCUCAACCUGCGAACAUAUCAAUCACUCAAGCAAGCACUCACCAAACACUCAUCAACACGCACCUAUGCAAGGCGUAG
Molecule: messenger RNA, 654 nt
Organism: Babesia bigemina
Lineage: Eukaryota; Apicomplexa; Aconoidasida; Piroplasmida; Babesiidae
Exons: 2
Coding region: 1-654 (217 amino acids)
Source: RefSeq, a predicted model, not a curated record